Messenger RNA from Cornus florida, 1472 nucleotides. RefSeq names its product plasmodesmata-located protein 6-like. The transcript is spliced from 3 exons. Gene Ontology annotation, cellular component: plasmodesma. NCBI's taxonomy places the organism in Eukaryota, Viridiplantae, Streptophyta, Magnoliopsida, Cornales, Cornaceae. The record is from RefSeq and is a predicted model, not a curated record. Bases 222 to 1061 code for a protein of 279 amino acids.
AGCAACCAAAAAACUCUCUCUCUCUCUCUCUCUCUCUCUCUCUCAUUUGUAGAAUUGAUAUUAUAUAUAUAUAUAUAUAUAUAUAUAUAUAUAUAUAUAUAUAUAUUGUAUAUAUAAAUCCUGUGACACUAACCGUUCAAAUUCUUCCUACCAUCCCAUAAGUCUCUUUCUCUCUUUCUUUCUAGUUUAAUUUUCUCUCUCUAGGAUCAGAGGAAACAAACAUGCCCACUACUCAAGCUAUUUCUCUCUCCUCUCUCUUGGGUUUCUUCCUCACCAUCUCAAUUCUCGUACACCCAUCAAAUUCCGCCAUAGACUCUUUCGUGUACGGUGGGUGCUCUCAGCUAAAAUACGCCCACGGCACACCGUACGAGUCCAACGUAAACUCCAUACUCGCCUCCCUGGUCAACUCAGCCUCCACCUCCAACUACAACAGCUUCAAAAUCUCUGUCCCUGGCUCGAGCCAAAACGAUAUCGUUUACGGCCUUUUCCAAUGUAGAGGAGAUUUGACGAACUCGGACUGCAGAGAGUGCGUGGCCCACUCAGUGAGUCAAAUAGGCAUCGUUUGUCCUGACUCAACCGGUGGCGCGUUGCAGCUAGAUGGGUGCUUGGUGAAGUACGAUAACACCCCGUUUUUGGGGGCGGAGGACAAGACUGUGGUGAUGAAGAAAUGUGGGCCGUCGAUCGGGUUGGACUCUUCGGCGAGGAGUGAUGCUUUGCUGGCCUAUCUGACGGCUGGGGGUCAGUUCUUCCGAGUUGGUGGGUCCGGGAAUGCCCAGGGUAUGGCGCAGUGCGUACAGGAUCUGAGUCUGAGCGAGUGCCAGGAUUGUCUGACGGAGGCGAUCGGACGACUGAGAAACGAGUGUGGGUCCUCAGCUUGGGGUGAUAUGUUCUUGGCCAAGUGCUACGUGCGUUACUCGGAGCGUGGCGAUUACUCGAAGAGCGAUGAUAACGAUACAGAGAAGACUCUCGCUAUCAUUAUCGGACUCAUAGCCGGUGUUUCAUUGAUCAUUGUUUUCCUUUCUUUCUUGAGAAAAAUAUUUGAAAAGAAAGGUGGUAAAUAAAUUACAAUUUGUGCAUAUCCAGAAAGUGAUCACUUUCUUUUGCUUUUGGUGCUCUUUUGCUUUACUUCCAUAUGCUUUUUCUCUCUCUAUGCAUUAUUGAAGCUAGUUUUCUUUCCCUCCAAAGAAGAAAAGGGAAGAUAUUGAUGCGAAUGGAAUUGAACAGGUGCCUUGAAACAAGUGAAAAGAAAGAUGAAAUAACAAGUGAAGCCCACACUUCUCACACACCACUUGACAAAAAUUAGGUUUCAUGCAUUGAUGUGUAUAAAAUAACAACACUUCUGUGGAAGUGCUUUUGUUUAGCUGCAAAUUUGAUUGUAUUACUUUUAGGAAUGGAUUUUUGAUUGCUAAACCUUCAUUUGAUCUAAAAGUUAGGCCCUACCCAUACUUGAAUGUUAUUGAAUUUCAUUUUAA